AUGGACAUCGACCGAGCUGACAGUCUCUCACCCACGAACGAGGCUUCUCUACCCUUUGUCCACGAUGUCAUCAUAGUCGGAGCAGGACCGUGUGGUCUCGCAGUGGCGGCUCGACUCCGCGAACAAACACCAUCUGCCCUCUUUACCGACGAGGAACACCAGAGAUAUCACUGGAUCAACCGACACGCCAGCAAGGCUGCGAUCAAGAACUCCAAGACGGGUAACAUUCAAGCGAAGCCCAACAAGAAGCCGCAAGUAUCGAUGCUCGUAUUGGAUAGCUCUGGUACCAGCUGGAUGGCGAAGUGGAACCGACUGUUCUCUGCGUUGGAGAUCUCGCAUCUGCGAAGUCCACUGUUCUUCCACCCGGAUCCGCAUGAUCGAGAUGGGUUGUUGGCAUACGUCCAAUCGAAAGGUCGAGAGAACGAGUGUAUUGAGAUCGCAGGUUGUGUAGGAAAAGAGCUCAGCAAGCACCAGAUGAAGAAGCGGAGGAACAGUCGCAAAGCUGGAGAGCAACUGAGACCCACCAUCACAAUCGACGAGCGUGAUCGAAAGGACUACUUCGCUCCUCCCAGUGAUGUGUUCAAGGACUACUGCAACUUUAUCGCCAAGCGAUACUCGCUUCUCGACAAAGACCUGAUCCAACAGGCAUCCAUGUCCGACAUCGAAUACGACUAUAUUCCACAACUAUCCGCCGACGAGAAGCUCUUCACUGUCCGUACCGAGGACUCGACCUUCUACGCCCGCAGCGUAGUGCUCUCUGUUGGAGCUGGCAAUGCGCCUUGCAUUCCCAAACCAUUUCCACAAAAUGGAUGCCCAGCUGCAUGUCAUGCGUUUCAACCACUUGAUGCUCCUUUGCGAGAGCGACUACGAAAGAGGAUGCCGACGAACGUGUUGAUCAUUGGAGGAGGUUUGACAAGUGCGCAGAUUGCAGAUCGAUCGAUCAGGCAGGGAGCCACGAAGGUGUUCCACAUCAUGCGAGGACCGAUGAAGGUUAAACCAUUUGAUGUCGAUCUGAGCUGGAUGGGCAAAUUCCGCAACCACGAAAAAGCUUCCUUUUGGAGUGCCGAUACAGACGAAGAACGUGCCGAGCUGGUAAAAUCUGCCCGAGGAGGCGGAAGCAUCACUCCUCGCUAUGCAAAGAUCCUCCACCAACACGUCGCCUCAGGCAGACUCACUCUACAUACUCACACGACCGUCGCCUCGCACUCCUACUCCCCUCUGACCGGCACCCACACCCUGAUCACUGAGCCUCCGAUCUCGUCACUUCCGGAGUUUCACUUCAUUUAUUUCGCAACCGGCGUACAAAGCGACUACCAAACUCUUCCGUAUCUCCAAACGAUGCUGGCCAAAUAUCCUAUGGAGUCGAUCGAUGGGCUUCCGGCGUUGACAGAAGACCUGAUGUGGGAUGAAGAUGUUCCGCUGUUCAUGACUGGCAAGUUCGCCGCGCUGAGACUCGGACCUGGAGCCGGCAAUCUGGAAGGGGCGAGGAUUGGUGCGGAGAGGAUCGCUUGGGCUAUGCCGGAUGUUUUGAGGAAGGGCAGUGGUGGCGUGUAUCACAGUGAGGCUGGAGAAGAGGAGAAAGAGGGUGUCCAGAGUGGAGGGUAUCGGUAUGCUGCUGGGAUCGGCAGCCGAUAUGAGAGUCUGGCGGUCGAAGGAUGA
Messenger RNA from Zymoseptoria tritici IPO323, 1659 nucleotides. RefSeq lists its product as uncharacterized. The transcript has 4 exons. The record is from RefSeq and is a predicted model, not a curated record. Lineage: Eukaryota; Fungi; Ascomycota; Dothideomycetes; Mycosphaerellales; Mycosphaerellaceae. The coding region runs from base 1 to 1659 and encodes 552 amino acids.